Molecule: messenger RNA, 2029 nt
Organism: Hydra vulgaris (swiftwater hydra)
Lineage: Eukaryota; Metazoa; Cnidaria; Hydrozoa; Anthoathecata; Hydridae
Source: RefSeq, a predicted model, not a curated record
GACGCAACAUAUAAAACCAAUAAAAUGCGUUAUCCAUUGUAUACGUUACUAAUAGAAGAUAGCAAUGGAUUGGGACAACCUGUUGGAUUUGCUGUCUUGUCUAAAGAAGACCAAGCUCAUUUAGAAAAAUUUCUCGAGUUAUUUUCUGAGCUUAACGAUACAACAGGUGUUAAUUGUUUUGUUGUUGAUAAGGAUUUAGCUGAAAUUAAUGCCAUCAAAAAAGUUUUUCCGAAUAUUCAUAUUAACAUUUGCUAUUUUCAUGUCUUAAAGGCUGCCGAUAAGUAUCUUUCAAGUCUUAACGGAGAACUCGAAAAAAAGUCUUGUAUUAAACAAUUUGAAACUUUAUUAACGUCUAAAUCGUGUAACAACUUUGAUAAUGAACUACUUAAAAUCCAAAAUAUGUCAUUAAAAUUUUACAAUUACAUCUUAGAAAACUGGGUUCCCUUUAAAAAUAACAUAACUUCAUUUAGCAACUCCAACAUAAUGAACCUUCAGAAUAGGACUAACAAUAGAAUUGAAAGAUUUCAUCAUACACUGAAACGAGUAUUAGGCUCUGCACAGCUGUCAUUAGAUGGUUUAAUAAAGAAUCUCCUGACCAUAAUGGAUGUUCGAUCAUAUGAAACUCAUCACCGUCAGUUUGAUAUGAAUAUGAAAACUGCAAUUAUACCCCAACCAAAUGUUGUUGAGUAUUACAAACAUUUUACAGACUAUGCUGCAGGAAUAAUUGCAAAACAAAUACAAGUUGUAGGAUCAAAAAAGUAUUCAAUUAUUAAAUUUGAAAACCAUUGGAAAGUAAGUUAUAAUGACAUACGCACUUUUCAAUGUGUGGAAGGCUUUAACUGUUCUUGUGGAAUGCCAACUCAAAUGGGAAUUCCGUGUCGUCAUCUUAUUGCUGUUUGGAUGUUUACUAACGAACCGCUCUUUCAACCGCUUUCAGUUUCUUCGAGAUGGAGAAGAGAGACAUCGCAAUAUUUCUCCAGUGAUGCAUCUGCAAAUAUGGCGGUUAGUUCUUCUACUGGGUCUGUGACACAAUUUAACUUUGAUGUUUCCAAAAGUACCAGAAAUGACAGAUUUAACAGUGUAAUGGUUGUUCUUAAAGAUCUAGCUUCCAUUAUAGCAGAUCAACCAAGUUCGAAUUUUAAUGGAAACUUUAGCGCAGUUGAAAAAUUUAAAAUGUUGAUAAUGUAUCAAAACAACUUUGCUUUGAAUGCUAGCCUGCAGAAUCUUAUUGAUGAAUUGCAACCAGAAAAGUGCACUACACUUGACGUGACACCAUCAGAAAAGACACUAUUGCAUAAGUUUUUACCCUCUCCAGAACGUGCAAACGACAUCAUUGAACAGUCAAUUGAUUGCCCUUCAGACCAGUCAACAACAUCAUCUAUUGACUUUUCACUGAUCUCAACUGCAGAAAAUGUCAUUUUAGAUUUGAAAUCGCCUCAAGAUAGAUUACCUUUAACAACAACGAUAUGUAAAAAUGUUCAAUUGACACCAAAUAAAGAUAAUCUAAUAGGUGCUGCCGACAACUCAAAUAGUAAUGAUUUAGUAGGCUUAAAUAAAGUUAUUUUUCAACAACUGCCCAAACCUCGUGGUCGUCCUGUUGCAAAACGUGCAAGACCUUUUAAAGUUAAAAGAAAAUACUCUCCACCGUCGGAGGAUCAUAACAAAACAAAAAAAUCAAAAACAGUUUCCUUAAAAAAAGUAAACGGAAUAAAAAAGGAUGUAAAUGACAGCAUUUGUUUUGUAUGUGGAGCCGAGGAGCCGUCAAUAGAUAUUACUCUGAUUGAUUGGAUUGCCUGCAGUAAUGAUUGCGGGCGUUGGUUUCAUACCUGCUGCUUAUCAACUAAUAAACAGAAAUGUCGAGAUAGCUUUUGUUGUGCUUGGUGUUGCACACAAAAAAGAGAAACAUAACAAAGUCAUUUUCACGUUUAUUACAUUAAAUUUUAUUAACACUUAGUGGCAUUAAAACUGAAGUACGAAAAAAAAACUUUAUUUAAAAUAAAUCUUUUUUAAAAUGCAAAAAAUGGUUUGA